Molecule: messenger RNA, 2364 nt
Organism: Leguminivora glycinivorella
Lineage: Eukaryota; Metazoa; Arthropoda; Insecta; Lepidoptera; Tortricidae
Product: Bardet-Biedl syndrome 7 protein homolog
Exons: 15
Coding region: 168-2360 (730 amino acids)
Biological process (GO): cilium assembly; intracellular protein localization; intracellular transport
Cellular component (GO): axoneme; BBSome; ciliary basal body
Molecular function (GO): protein binding
Source: RefSeq, a predicted model, not a curated record
AGAUAAAAACUACGAUAUAUUUACUUAGCAUAGUUAUAUUUCGAUAUUAGUAAUAGAUGAAAACUAGAACUUCUGACCACUAGUACCUAGCAGUAUUUAUUAUUAAUGAUUAAACGAACUUACCUGAAGCCCUGAAGUGAAGUUCUAUUUAACAGGAAUCAGGAAAUAUGGAAUACGAUUUUUCGCGAAUAGACUAUGCAAUAUGUGGUAUUACGUACCCGGACACGUUAAAAAUAUUACCAGCGCCUGGGCCAAAAACACAACAGAGGUUUGUAAUCGGCGACAAGAACGGCGUUCUUCAAUGUUUGAGUAUAAAAGAUGAAGAGGCAAUCGUUCAAUUUAAAACCCUGCCGGGGAAACCGAUAACGGCUGUUCAACUAGCUACCAACGAUGGAUCGCAAGUUGACAAAGUGUUUGCUGCAUCAGGUAAUGAAGUUAAAGGCUACACGAGAAAGGGAAAAGUGUUUCUGUCAAUCGAAACGGCUCUAUCAGAAACUAUCACAUCCAUGUCUAUUCUGAUGGGGGACCUAAUUCUCUGCAGUGGCCGAACCGUGACGCAUUAUAGGGAUUUGAGGGAAUUCCAUUCCUAUAUUUGCGAGGAUAGAGUUCUAGAUAUUGCGUCAUUUGCUACCCCCAAUAACACCAGAGUAAGGCUUCUGGUCCUAAUUGCCAAUAAAGGAGCAGUGAUGCUGGAGAACGGGCAGGUCACAGCCAGGGCGGUGGUAACCUCAGGCCCUUCAAGACUAGUUGUCCCUCCACCGAUGCACGCUUCGGAUAUUUAUGCAUUUUACGGUGCUGCCGAUGGUUCCGUUGGACUCGUGGCUUACGAAGAGUCAAUGCUCACUAGUAAAUGCCUGGUGGAGGGCAAAGGCUUGGGUUCAGUGAUGUGCCUGGGCUGGUACUUUUCCAACGGAAACUCUCACCUCGCCGUUGGUCGUCACGAUGGCUCUGUGCAGCUCUAUCUCAUCGAUAUGGAGAACCUAGGCGACAAACCUCGGCUAAAAUAUACAUAUUUUUCGGGAGAACCGGUUACGUCAGUCAGCGGUGGCUGUGUGGGCACGGAAGAGAACGAACUGUUGGUAACCACCUUUUCGGGCAGAGUCUUCGCUCUGAGGUCUCGCCGUCUGGUUUCCGGAUCCGGCAUGUUUACUAAUGUUCCGCCAGAUGUUAUAGCGGCUAGGAGGACUAAACUAGAGGCUGAAGUGGCUCGAUUGGAAAAGCAGGCCUCUAAUGAACGGGAGAAAUAUCAUAGGAAUACCCGGUCCUUGGAAAGUGGAGUGACAACUCCCCCGCUGUUGGACAUUCAAUAUGAGUUGUUAGGAGCAUCUAAAGACGGUUGGCAAGAAGCAAGAAUUAUGGCUCCCGUGCCUUUAGACAUGCUCUUCAUAUAUUGCAACCGAAAGUUAGACAUGAAGACUGACAGUGCAGCGGUGUUAAGUGUUUGUCCAUCCCAGGGAUCAUCAUCAGAUUUCCUAGCAACAGUACGGUGCCAAGCCGGCACGCGUCGCUUGUGGGUCCGCAUGCGGCACGCAGGCCCGCCGCUUGCCGAAUGUGCCCGGGUACUGAUAUACGCGUUGCCGGCUGGUGCGCCGCGGGUCGCCCGUCUGAUGACACUGAGAUUGCCGGCUCUCCCUUACUACUCUCAGCACGAGGAUCCGGAUUCGGAUAGUGAAAGCCGAGUAUGGUGUGUUCUGACUGUAUCGGGAAGUUUUUCUGUGGCCGAGAUGACGGCGUGGCUGUCAGAGGCGUUACCAGGGGAGCUACCCAGGCCCGCUCCGUUAGUGUCCGUCGCUCGGUCACACUCCCUUCUGAAGACGAUCCUCGUUUGUCGAUUGCAACGUGGCCAAGCCGUAUUUAAAUCGGAUAACGUUUCCACGAUAGCUACGAUGAGAGAAGUGAUUUCUAAUUGCUCCUUACGAAAGAGUAUUCGCCUUGAAACAUCUUGUGAUAUACCAGAAGCGACAUGUAUAAUUUCAUUCAAAAGAAUAGAAGAGCAAUUCAAGGCAGAGCAUAAAAAAUAUAAAGAUGUUUCUUUGAAAAAAGCAUUAGAUGCUUUAGAUUUAGAUGAAAAUGUGUUAGCUGACAGUGAACCUGUACUAUGCGAAGACUAUCUCAGAGUAUGGGAGGCACCAUUAGACGAUGAAACAGACGCUUACUUUCAAAUUCUUAUUGAUACUGUUAUGCAAUGGUAUACUGACUGGAAAAAGAACUCAGUAUACAGAUCCAACCAAGGCAAUGACAAAUCAGAGCUUCUCUCCGCUCUUAAGGAAUGCAACUUGGACAUAAUACAUAAAAUACUAAGUAAUGCUAAUGAAUCUCAAUCACCAUCAUCACCAGACCUUCCAAUCAAUAAAAUAUAACAUG